Messenger RNA from Opisthocomus hoazin, 819 nucleotides. RefSeq names its product F-box only protein 6. Gene Ontology annotation, biological process: ERAD pathway; SCF-dependent proteasomal ubiquitin-dependent protein catabolic process; glycoprotein catabolic process. Gene Ontology annotation, cellular component: SCF ubiquitin ligase complex; cytoplasm. NCBI's taxonomy places the organism in Eukaryota, Metazoa, Chordata, Aves, Opisthocomiformes, Opisthocomidae. Gene Ontology annotation, molecular function: protein binding; ubiquitin protein ligase activity. The record is from RefSeq and is a predicted model, not a curated record.
AUGGAUAGUGGCCCCUGGCAUCUUGCACGCACAUUCAUACACGGAAGGGUUGUAUGCUCNNNGUGGCGGUACGUGGUGGGCCUGGCCACCCUCUGGAAGCGCAAGUGCCAGCGGGACGGGUUUUACGCACACAGCUUGGACAGAACCGUCUCUGACUGGAGGGUCUUCUACAUGCUCUGCAGCCUGAAGAGAAACUUGGUCAAAAACCCCUGCGCUGAAGAGAACUUUAAGCACUGGAAACUUGACAAUAAUGACGGAGAUAAAUGGAAGAUUGAGGAUCUGCCUGGGGUUCACGGAAGAGAGAUGCCAGACCCCAAAGUCCACAAAUACUUUGUCACUUCAUAUGGGCCAUGCUUUAAGUCUCAACUCAUUACCCUGCAGAAAGAAGGAUACUGGAAUCAGUUGAUGGAUGAGAAAAGGCCUGAAAUUGUAGUGAAGGACUGGUAUGCUGCCAGAUUUGACUGCGGGUGUCGCUAUGAAAUUACAGUGAGGCUCCUUUCUGAAGAUUACAUCGUCCUCGAGGAGUUCCACCCUGAGCCCGUGGUUAUAGAGCAGUGGAGCGAUGCAAUGUGGAGAGAGAUUUCUCACACCUUCCAGAAUUACCCAGCUGGAGUUCGGUACAUCUGGUUUCAGCAUGGAGGCCAAGACACCCAGUUCUGGGCAGGCUGGUACGGGAUCCGAGUGACAAACAGCAGCAUCACCAUCGGGCCCUCGACACUGUUAUGAAGGCGCAGUAUAAGUGUUUGCUUUUACCUCAGGACUGUAAGCGGGUGGUCUCAGGUGCACUUAUUUGUCUGUACUCUCUGGGUGAGUGUCCUG